UGGUCUGGUCAGUUCUAAACUAACAGGUCUCGUCAUAUUUUCCUGCCUUCUCUUUUUUACCAUCUUGCGCCUCGUGUAAUCUCAACCAGCCAUAUAUCGUCGCUCUUGUAUAUUCGCGGCGUCCUAUUCCACAAUCCCUAAUAUGGACACACCUGAAGACCGCCGAUCCACGUAACAUAUGAUCGAACCGCUCCGCACCGCCAGCAAGAUCUUCAAACCGCAGAACCGCUCCCCAAUCAGAGAGGAGGAGGAGACACUAUGUCCGUGGCCCCGGGACGGUGGGGCUUCAUUGAGCGGCAUGAGCCGCCAGCGAGACAAAGGUACAACCAUGUCAAGGUCCGCACAGGAGAAGAACACGCCCACGAUCUACUCGCUAAGCAUAAUGAAAUCGUCUACCGUAAGCGCAUACAUCUUUCUGGCCUGCUUCCUCGAUCGAUCGGGCGUCUCCCACGACCAGCAUCUGAACGACUUCCUCGAGGUCCUGCAGAUCUGCCAGAGAUUGGUCCCGCAAACACCACCCAUGGACAUCAGACUCUCGUGCGACAUCGACAUCUCCCCUAGUCUCCUUCACCAUCACCCAGUGCCGGAACCAAAAGACGAGACGUCCCACUCGGAGCCCACGUAGUAGUACCGCGAGAACGGGGAGGGCGAUCCCGACGAAACUGGAGGACAUGUCUCUAGUCUGCGUACCGAUAAACUACUAAAAGGACUUGCAUAUAUAAAUAAGAAAUCGCUAGAGUGGCCCCAAUUGCCAACCAUUUUAUCCUCUUCCUUC
Molecule: messenger RNA, 775 nt
Organism: Durotheca rogersii
Lineage: Eukaryota; Fungi; Ascomycota; Sordariomycetes; Xylariales; Xylariaceae
Exons: 1
Coding region: 179-625 (148 amino acids)
Source: RefSeq, a predicted model, not a curated record